UUCCGCAUGACUUUAUAUCAAUGUAAGCUACUCUCGGUUGAUAUUUUAGUCUACAAAGUGUGAGUUUCACAACGAUGCGCAUUCAAGACACUUACGAGGAAGAAUAUGUGCAAACUGCGUGUGUAUAUGUACAUACAGAUUUUUAUCAACAGUUAAUAAAACAACAUACAAUUUGGAUAACACUGUAAACUCACCCUGAAACGAAUUCGGGCACGGAGAUGCUGACAUCAGACAUCUUAACGUAUCUUGUGUAUACGUAUCUUCGAGUCGCAUUUGCAAACGACAUAUUCGAGAAAUGCAACAGCACACGGCCUUUCAAUUCCACGAUUGGCACAUGUUUGAGGCAAUCAACAGUUGCUCAAUGUUUGAACGAUAACUAUACUACAUACGAAGAUGAUAAACGUUGCCAGAACAAUGGAUACAUCAAAUGUUCAAAUCUCGGCCUGCCAUGUAUACCCGAUAAGUACAUACUUGAAAGAUUUUUUCUUGAUGAAAAAGCCUGCGGCCUUGACCUGAGCCAGAACUUGAUCGACGCCCUACCCGAUUACGCUUUUAAAGACACGUCCAAUCUAUCAUUUGUUUACAUAAGCGGACUUUAUCUAAAUGAAAAUCGGCUGCGCUGGAUAUCCUCGCAUACGUUUGAUGGAUUGUCACAUUUGAAAUAUCUAAAUUUGACCGAAAAUUGCCUUGAAUGGAAAGACAGUUUUCAGACAGGCAUGUUUAUGCCUUUAGAAGCGAUCGAAGUUAUCAACUUUAAAAGGAACAAAUUCUUUGAUUUUAUAGAGCUAGAUAACGAAUUUCAUUACAUGACUAAUCUCUCUAAACUGUACAUCAAUCCGUAUAACGCAACGGGGAACUUUACCCUCGGACCUGGCUUCCGUAAACUUACGAAAUUGACCAGGAUAAACUUUGCUGGCAUAAGUCCCAACGAUUGUUCUGUCAAUACUAUCACACAAAGUGUGUUUGAAAAUACUCUGAAUGUGCUAGAGCUAUCACUUAGAGAGUGCAACAUCAUUGACAUUGACGAGCAAGCUUUGCUGCCCUUGAACAACACAGUGGCAGAACUGGAUCUGUCUUACAACAGGAAACUUAGUUUUACGGGCAUGAAUAAGGCACUUAAAGGUCUGCGUUACUCACAGGCAUUGAAAACAUUGAGAGCCAAUAUGAUCUACAGCAAUUUAGAGCUUGGAAUUGAGUUUAAGGAAGAACAUUUAGAAAACAUAAAAACAUUACAAAACAUAGAAACAUUGAACAUAGAUUUGAAUAAGAUUGAAAUUUUUAAUAAGAAAGUGUUUGAACCAGAAUCGCAGUGGCCGACCUCGCUCAGAGAGCUUACACUCGCUGGUAAUAGACUAACGGCUGGGGAAUACAUGAAAUGCGUUUUUAUGGCUGAAAAUAUCACACACCUAGAUAUUUCAAGGCAGCAUCUCGAUUAUGACCCAUUCGCCAAUUAUGGCAGGAUGGAUAAGUCAACUUCACUAUACAACAGACAUAACAAAAUGCAUACAAAUAUUUCGAAUCACGAAUUCCUGAAACUCAACUUAAACACCAUAGAUUGGUGGUCUGUGUUUAAAACUUCCCCCACAACGUUCUCUUUUACGUGUGAAUGUGAUAACAUGUUGUCAGAAAAAGUGAUGUGUUUGCCGAAACAAAUUAACACAAUUAAAUGGCGAAAAAGUUUUAUUUAUUCAGCUAUUCCACCAGCUGUUGUAUGCGGUGCUUCACGAUUAAAACACUUAGACAUGUCUUUUAACCUUUUUCACACUUGGCAAGGCCCAGUUUUGGGUCUCGGUAACCUGGAAUUUCUUGACCUCUCAGAAAACUAUUGUAAGAACUUGACCACAGAUUUCUUCCUUGGGUUUCCGAACCUGUUAGAAUUAAAUAUAUCAGGGAAUAUGUUAGGUCAAAGCUUUAACCCGUUAAAGAACAACGUCUCACAUAAGCUUUUCGCAAAUCUUCAGAAUAUUCGAACAAUCGACAUGUCGUCGUUAAAGAUUGUGGAUUUAUCACAAUCCUUGUUUCAAAACAUGACAUACCUUGAAAAAUUGAACCUUAGCAACAAUUAUAUAACAACAUGGACAACAGAUCUCCGCAGCCCCUGUCUUUAUCAUCUUGAUGUUUCUGGAAAUAAGUUAUCAACGCUCCCUGAAAACCUUACGACGUAUCUUGAGAAUCUAACGAGGAGUCCAUGCAACAAAGGUCGAAAUGUAACACUUGUUCUUGGUAAUAACCCUCUGGUUUGUUCUUGUGAGCAACUGCCAUUUUGGAAAUGGCUUAAUGUCGCAAAAGUUCAAGUGUACGGGAAAUCUACUGACUUUUGUAUGUUAAAUGGAAAACGGUAUUACUUGUCCAGUGUGGCUAAUUAUAGUCGUGUUCUUGACACACUUAGCGAUAAUUGCAGAGACAGAUACUGGGUAAGCUGGGUUAUCGGCGGUGUGAGUGUUAUGUUCGGAAUUCUUAUGACUAUUUGUGUAACCAUUGCUUUGUACAAAAACCGAUGGAAAUUGAGGUAUAUGUAUUAUAACAGAAAGCGAAGACAUACCCACCAAGGCUUUGAGUGCCUUUUCUCGAACGACGCAAUGGUAUCAUACGCAAAGGAUCGAGCUAGUUUCAUCAAGAAAAAAGUUGUCCCAGCUUUAGAGAACAUACAUCAACUGAAAUUGUGGGUGGCAGAUAGAGACAGCAUGCCUGGUGCUUCAGUAGCAGAAAACAUUGUUCAUGCUAUAUAUACCAGCAGAAAAACUGUCCUGCUCGUAGACGAGAAAUAUCUUAACUCUUCCUGGUGUGUUUAUGACUUGAACAUGGCUCGUCUGGAGUCAGUGGAGUCCAAUAGAAACCUGAUCAUUGUGGUUAUGAUGGAACGAAUCCCAGUAAUGAAACUGCCUCUUAAUAUUAUGAGAAUGCUACGGAACGAAAUUGUUCUUGAAUAUCCAGAAAACGAACAAUAUAUUGACGCUUUUUGGACCAACCUAGCAUUGGAAAUUAAAAAGUAGGAAGUAAUCAUUAUUUGAAGAUGCACUGUUGAAGUCUAUUUUACACUGUUUAAUAAUUCUAUAUAUCGAAUAAUGCUUCCAGAAGAACUCAUGUUUGUAUAUUUGUUCAUCGCUAAUAUGCUUGAUAAUUCGCAAAUCAUAUUUCAUAUUUUAAAUGAGUGUUUUAUGGAGUUUCGCUUGUCACAUACCUACUUUUUCGGACCUUACAAUCGGAUAUGGAAAGUAAAAUGGCACAGCACCUGUUAAUAUAGAUAAUAAAUAAAUAAGUAAAUUACUGAAUGAAUGGAAUGAAUUAAUGAGUGAAUGAAUAAAUGAAUGGAUGAAUGAAUGAAUGAAUGAAUAAAUGAAUGAAUGAAUGAAUGAACGAACGAAUAGACGAACGAACGUACAGGCGAACGAACGAACGAAAUGAUAAAUGUAUGGAUUGAUGAUGAAUGAAUACAUGAAUAAAUGAAUAAAUAAAUAAAUACAUGUACAUAUGAUAGUUUGAGAUGUCAAGCGGGUCGAUCAAUACGAGUUUUGGAAUAUUAUUAUUUAUCAUGAGUUGUCUCUUAAGAAACAAAACGAAAAUUAUAUCACGUACCAAACUGUUAGUGAAAGUGAAAUACUUCAUUUAAAAUGAACCGUCAUAUUACUUCCUGUAAUAAUUUUCUAAUAACAGUCGCUUGACAUUUGUAUUGUGUAGAAAUGAAGGGUCAGACAUGAUCACCUCAUCACACUUUAUAUGUAUACCAAGUUUCAUGAUCAUAUCCUAUGUAUUUUUCGUUUCUGCGGACGGACAGACGGACGGAUGGGUGAAUAUUAAAAGGGAUUGAUAUGAGACAAAAUUCAAUUUAAUAGCUACAUGUGAAAAAGAUACAAUACUGAGGAGUCUGUGGCACUCUGUGCAUGCAAUGCAAUAAAUUAAACAAAACUGCGAACAAGUAUCUUAUAUAAAUGUAUGUUAAUUAGCAAAUAUCACGUACAAAUCAAAA
Dreissena polymorpha is the source of this 3967-nucleotide messenger RNA. Its product is annotated as toll-like receptor 4. Gene Ontology annotation, cellular component: membrane. The record is from RefSeq and is a predicted model, not a curated record. The transcript is spliced from 2 exons. Gene Ontology annotation, biological process: immune response; toll-like receptor signaling pathway. NCBI's taxonomy places the organism in Eukaryota, Metazoa, Mollusca, Bivalvia, Myida, Dreissenidae. The coding region runs from base 219 to 2993 and encodes 924 amino acids. Gene Ontology annotation, molecular function: transmembrane signaling receptor activity; protein binding.